AUGACAAAGUCACCUGAAUGGGUCAAAACUAAACUAAACCAAGCGACGACGCUGCUGCGCAGCCUGCGGGGCCAUGAGACAGCACCGAGCUGCCGGGGCCGGGACGAGCCGCCAAAGCCCCGCGGAGCGCAGCGCUUUGCCCCGCCGCCUCCUAAAGGCGACCAGUCCCGGCUGCCCGCGCCCGCCGCCAUACAGGUGACGGUGCGCGACGCGCUGAACCAGGCGCUGGAUGAGGAGCUGGAGCGCGACGAGCGCGUCUUCCUGCUCGGCGAGGAGGUGGCCCAGUACGACGGCGCCUACAAGAUCUCCCGGGGUCUCUGGAAGAAGUUUGGGGACAAGAGGAUAAUCGACACCCCCAUUUCAGAGAUGGGCUUCACGGGAAUUGCUGUUGGUGCUGCCAUGGCUGGGCUGAGGCCAGUGUGUGAAUUCAUGACAUUCAACUUCUCCAUGCAAGCCAUAGACCAGGUCAUUAACUCCGCGGCCAAGACCUGCUACAUGUCCGCGGGAUCCAUCGCUGUGCCCAUCGUCUUCAGGGGCCCCAACGGGGCAUCCGCUGGGGUCGCUGCCCAGCACUCGCAGUGCUUUGCUGCUUGGUACGGGCACUGCCCAGGACUGAAAGUUGUUAGUCCGUGGAGCUCAGAGGAUGCGAAAGGUCUGCUGAAAACCUCCAUCCGGGAUGAUAAUCCAGUUGUGAUGCUGGAGAAUGAACUGCUGUACGGUGUUCCCUUUGAAAUGUCGGAAGAGGCACAGUCAAAGGAUUUUCUUGUUCCAAUUGGAAAGGCCAAAGUAGAAAGGCAAGGAACACACGUUACUUUAGUGUCACACUCAAGACCUGUGGGACACUGCUUGGAGGCUGCUGCUGUACUUGCCAAGGAAGGUGUUGAGUGCGAGGUUAUAAAUCUGCGUACCAUUCGACCAAUGGACAUAGAAACAAUAGAAGCCAGCGUCGUAAAGACAAAUCAUCUUGUAACUGUAGAAGGAGGAUGGCCACAGUUUGGAGUAGGAGCUGAAAUCUGUGCCAGGAUCAUGGAAGGGCCUGCUUUUAACUACUUGGAUGCUCCAGCUGUCCGUGUUACAGGUGCAGAUGUUCCAAUGCCUUAUGCAAAAAUUUUAGAAGAUAACUGCAUACCUCAAGUAAAGGAUAUAAUAUUUGCAGUGAAGAAAACUUUAAAUAUCUAAAUUGUAAAUACA
This is a messenger RNA of Tinamus guttatus (white-throated tinamou), 1191 nucleotides long. Lineage: Eukaryota; Metazoa; Chordata; Aves; Tinamiformes; Tinamidae. The record is from RefSeq and is a predicted model, not a curated record.